Messenger RNA from Rhizopus microsporus ATCC 52813, 415 nucleotides. RefSeq lists its product as uncharacterized. NCBI's taxonomy places the organism in Eukaryota, Fungi, Mucoromycota, Mucoromycetes, Mucorales, Rhizopodaceae. The record is from RefSeq and is a predicted model, not a curated record. The transcript is spliced from 2 exons. The coding region runs from base 96 to 380 and encodes 94 amino acids.
GAAGCAAUGGUCGUAUUCCCGGUUUGUCUGUGCUUACAAAAACAGAUACCUUUACAGCAUUACCUUUCAUCUGUGAAAUUAAAAGUCCAUCAUAUAUGAAAAGGCUAUCAACCAAAGAUAGCCUAAACCCAGACUUUAUAAAACCUGAUAAUAUUACGAAAGAUGAUCUGGAACAUAUGCUAUCAACUGAUGGCACUGCUGUUCUUGGUUUACUCGUGGAAGGUAACAGGCAAGCUUUAUCUAUAUAUACAACCUUUGGCUAUUUCUAUAUGGGUUAUGGGGCCAUGCUUUAUGCCAUAGACUUUUCAUCUACUCAUAGAACUUGGAAAAGAAACCAUACUGCUUCCAGUUACCUUUUACCAAACAUGUUAGAAAAAUAGGACAUGAUCUCUUGCUUCACCUUAUCAUUCGCAGU